CGCCAGUCCUGCCACUCGCCGGCCAGCCACAGGUGGGAAAGAGAAGGAGCUGUCCCCGGGAUGGUCGCCCUGUAGAGCAGCGCCCUUGCGCCGCUGGCGUGGAAGCCCAGGAGCAGGGCUCCGGGAAGGGGAAGUCGCCUCUGAAACCUGACACCCACCCUUCGCGCACAGGAAACUUCGCGGGCUGGACCAACAAGACCAUCACUAUGACCGAUGGGGACUAUGACUAUCUGAUCAAACUCCUGGCCCUCGGAGAUUCAGGGGUGGGAAAGACGACGUUUCUUUAUCGAUACACAGACAAUAAAUUCAAUCCCAAGUUCAUCACAACAGUAGGAAUAGACUUUCGGGAAAAACGUGUGGUGUGUAACACGCACGGGCCGAAUGGAUCAGCAGGGAAGGCGUCCAAGGUGCACCUCCAACUCUGGGACACUGCAGGACAGGAGCGAUUCCGGAGCCUCACAACCGCAUUUUUCAGAGAUGCCAUGGGUUUCUUACUGAUGUUUGAUCUUACCAGUCAACAGAGCUUCUUAAAUGUCAGGAACUGGAUGAGCCAACUGCAAGCAAAUGCUUAUUGUGAAAAUCCAGAUAUAGUAUUAAUUGGCAACAAGGCAGACCUGCCAGACCAAAGGGAAGUCAACGAACGGCAAGCCCGGGACCUGGCUGACAAAUACGGCAUACCGUAUUUCGAAACAAGUGCAGCGACCGGCCAGAACGUGGAGAAAGCCGUGGAAACCCUCCUGGACUUGAUAAUGAAGCGAAUGGAACAGUGUGUAGAGAAGACGCAAGUCCCCGAGGCGGCCAAUGGGACCUCGGGGAAGCUGGACGGGGAGAGUCCGGCAGGGAAGAAGUGCGCCUGCUAGACUCCGACAGGAACUCGGCACCAAGAUCCCCGCCCAACUGUGACUUCCCCCCACGGCGACAAACCACGCAUAACGGCAUGUCUUUCUUUUUCUGUCAGAAAAUCUAUUUUCAGAAACCCGAAGGGUCAACAGUAUCCAAAAGAAUUGACCAGUUGUUCCUGAGGCCCUUCGAACAAGAUAAAAGAUUUCCCAGUGUGACCUCAGCCGUCAAGGAGGCCCAGUUUCUCAUACAGAAGACAAGUGCAUAAGAUGAAAUAACUGAGUUUUCCAUCAGAACAGAAAUCACCCUGUCCACAUUGGAGAAAGGGAUAGGCUACCAAAAAGAGAACAUAGGAAGGUGAUUUUUUUUUUUUUUUUUUAAGGAUUGGGUUUACUUCUUAUGUAGAAUCUGAUUAUUACUUUUAGAUUUGCUUUGGGGGAACAGUUACAAAUGGAUACACAAUCAAGAAUUGUAAGUGGAUCAUUGAGAAUGACAUUACUCUGUACAUCCAAUAAGCUGUACUAGAAUGACUAAAUUAGUGAUGGGGUUGUAAGAGGAUACAUGUCAGACUUCUGCUGAAAUGUAGGAGGUGGUGUAAUAAUGCCAUGUUCAUAUUCUUAAUAAAUGGCAGAUAGACAAGAACAAGAUUGUGAAUGACAGCACACAAGAGAAAUGCCUGGGGGGAAAAUGAACAUAUGGGAGCCCAGCACUGGGACAAGGGACAUGGAAUGUAUCUGCUACAGAUGUCUGGGGAGUCACUUAGCUAACGUUCACUCCGGCCAAUUAGAAGUUGACAUUAUCAGUUGGGAUUAAGAGACGACCCAGAGGUUUCUAUUUUAAGUGAAAUUUUAGAAAUAGAUUCAGGGUUUGGCUUCACAUUUCAUUUUUCUUAGCAAGUGGUGAUAAAUAGUCCCAAGGACAAAUUGAAGAGGGCUGUUGAUUAAAUACCUCUUUCAAAAACACAGUCAAAAAGAACUAUUUCCCCUUAAUUUCUCUUAGAUAAACAUGCUGGCGAUGUGACACCAAGGGUGACAAUUAAUUGUGGGUUUCUUUUCAGUUUACAAAGGCACUGGACACUCUAAACCACAUGUUCCCCCUGUAACCCAGAACUGCCCCUGGCUUUGAAUCAGUUGUGAAAAUACAUGUAUGCCACUUUGUAGACAAGCAACUUCCGAAUAAUCAUGGAUCAAUUUUAUGGUCAUUCUGAUGAUGUCAUUAACCACAUAAAAAUUGAUGAUAGCUCAUGCCAUAUUACAAUAUAUUUAGCAUUUGUUUUUAUUUUUCCUAAGGCAAAAUAUAGUUGGGGGUUAGGUAGGAAUGAAACUGUAUCUUAUUUCACCAAAAAUUGGUUAAUUACUUUAUUUUUCACAAGAAGCUGCUUUUUCUUUCCAAAGAUGAUUCUCAAAAGUAUUUUCCAUUGGCCUGUUCUUAGCGUUGUGUCUAAACUAACAUAAUCAACUCCUAUUAAGCCAUUAUUGAACUAUUUCAGUGAAUUUUAUCAAUAAGAAAGGCAUUGCACUUCAAGUUUCCUCUUUUCAUUAUGAGUAUAUGAUUUUCCAGCAGAAUGGGUCCUCUUACUAUACCACUUUGCCAAUUAAACUUCAGUUUUCCAACUCAGUGCAUAUUUAUUGUGUUAAGUUACAGACACUGGGAACUCUAAACCCAGCUCCCCCACCCCCACCCCUUAACCUCUGCCUACCAACCUCCGUCUGGUACCAAAUGAGUUUUAGGAACACAGAUCCAAGGGAAUGUCGAUUUAUAAUGUUCUCAGUGUGGACCAGACCCAGAGAUGUGCCAAGAAUCAAAGCAAUCUGGAAGCUCUGAUGGGCUGGCCCCUUGUGAAGUGCGCGGUGUGUACUGCCCAGUUCUUUCUUCUGCAGCCCAAUGCCAGCUGCUAAGGUGGGUCACGCUUGGGUGUUCCCUCCAAUGGUGUUUUUCUCCAUGAUGCUCUCCAUGACGCCAGGACCUGCACCAUGAGGAUGGAAAGCUAUUAGCCAACUUGAAAGAUGAUUCUGUUGGAAGAAAAGUGAACAGAAACAAUUCAACUGUUGCUGUAGCAAAAUUUGGUGAACUUUUGAGGUCAUUAUAUCAAUUUUUUAUUUGAAUCCAAAUUGUGAUAUCCCCUGCAUUUCCGUAAUAGGGAGUGUUCAGCCUUUAUAAAAUACUAAAAGUAUUCUAUUUUGGAUAUGUCUUUUUGUUUCUUUUUAUUUUCCAGUUAUAUGAUUGAUUUACUUGUGCCAAGUGUCUGUCAUUGUCAGUUAUUUAAGAAGCAUUUAUUCCGGGUCUAUUUUAAGAUCGUCAUUUGAUAGUUGCAGUGUGAAGCAGAGGGUGAUGAUGCCCAUAAUUUUAGAACUCCGCCUGGAAAAGUAACUAUUAUUGGGUAAUCAUCUCAAGAACAUCCAAACUUAAAACAGUCAAGAAAAUUAAUUUAUAAUAGUAUUCUACUUAUAAAAACUUGAUCUAAAAAAUAUUUUCUGUCAAGUUUGACAGCUGACCCCAACCAAAUUCUAUGUAAACAUUAAUAGAAAUUCCUUUACUCGUUAUUUCAUAAUUAAUUAUUCUGUAUUAUCUAUUUUACAACCUUCAAUUGGUGGAGAGCCCUAAGUAUACAGACUUCUUUAAAGAAUUACAUUGUCCCUAUAACCCACAACAUGAUUUUUAAAGCUGAGUCCAGUUACUAAUUAUUUCCCAAAUGCUCUAGUCAACCAAAUUGUAUUUUGGAAAAUAUUUAAAGUGCACAUGAAAUUCCUUUCGGUAUAGAAACCAUUUCUGGGGUGUUUACUCUGCUUGAUGUUUACAUUCGCUAACAGUGCCUCGGAUACCUCUGGGACCAAAUUUGUCUCUAACCAUAAAGCUCAUUUCCUAGAGUGUCAUGUCAUAGGAAGGUCUCAAGGAGACAGUAACACAGCUAAAGGUCUCUGAUGUCUUCAGCAGAGGGUUCAAGGGCAUUAUGGGAAGCUGGAGAUCACAUCAUCACCGUCUGGUCUCCUAGCUCACUUCCCAUGGAGCGAGCAUUGCUUGAGGGUCUUAGCUGAUUAGGUUACCUUUCCAGGUUA
Molecule: messenger RNA, 3896 nt
Organism: Molossus molossus (Pallas's mastiff bat)
Lineage: Eukaryota; Metazoa; Chordata; Mammalia; Chiroptera; Molossidae
Gene: RAB27B
Product: RAB27B, member RAS oncogene family
Exons: 6
Coding region: 207-860 (217 amino acids)
Biological process (GO): melanosome transport; positive regulation of exocytosis
Cellular component (GO): melanosome; secretory granule
Molecular function (GO): GTPase activity; GTP binding
Source: RefSeq, a predicted model, not a curated record